This is a messenger RNA of Notothenia coriiceps (black rockcod), 1662 nucleotides long. It is a transcript of the gene slc25a17, whose product is annotated as solute carrier family 25 member 17. Gene Ontology annotation, biological process: transmembrane transport. The coding region runs from base 20 to 991 and encodes 323 amino acids. Gene Ontology annotation, molecular function: FAD transmembrane transporter activity; ATP transmembrane transporter activity; NAD transmembrane transporter activity. Lineage: Eukaryota; Metazoa; Chordata; Actinopteri; Perciformes; Nototheniidae. The record is from RefSeq and is a predicted model, not a curated record. The transcript has 10 exons. Gene Ontology annotation, cellular component: peroxisomal membrane.
AAACGUCUACAAGGAAGCGAUGCACUUCAACCGACUUCAACACACCAUAACAAUGAGCAACUCGGUGUUUUCGUACGAGAAUUUGGUCCAUGCUGUAUCAGGAGCAGUGGGAAGUGUGACUGCCAUGACAGUGUUCUUCCCUCUUGAUACUGCCAGACUGAGGCUGCAAGUGGAUGACAACAGGAAGGCCAAAUCAACGCCAGCCAUUCUGGCAGAUAUUAUCAGAGAGGAAGGACUACUGGCUCCGUACAGAGGCUGGUUCCCGGUGAUCUGCAGCCUGUGCUGCUCCAACUUUGUCUAUUUCUACUGCUUCCACAGCCUGAAGGCUAGCUGGCUGAAGGGAAGGCCGUCGGCACCAAGCAAUGACCUAAUGAUAGGCAUCGCUGCAGGUGUUGUAAACGUACUGGUCACGACUCCUCUGUGGGUUGUCAACACCAGACUGAAGCUUCAGGGAUCAAAGUUUCGCAACGCAGACAUACGGCCCACCAACUACUCUGGCAUUCUGGAUGCGUUUGCACAGAUCAUCCGAGAUGAGGGAGGGGGAGCGCUGUGGAACGGGACCUUCCCCUCGCUGCUGCUGGUGAUGAACCCCGCCAUCCAGUUCAUGAUCUACGAGGGUCUGAAGAGGCAGCUGAGGAGAGGGGUUCCCAGGGAGCUGUCAUCUGUUGAGGUCUUCCUCAUCGGAGCUGUUGCUAAAGCAGCUGCCACCAUUGUGACCUACCCACUGCAGACCAUACAGUCCAUUCUCAGGUUUGGUCAGUUCAACGAGUCGACGGGCGAGUCAAAACUACUGGCAAGUCUACGGACUAUCAAGUGUCUGUUGAUCAACAGAGUGAGGAAGUUUGGCAUGGUGGGUCUGUUCAAAGGCCUGGAGGCCAAGCUGCUGCAGACGGUGCUGACGGCUGCCCUCAUGUUCCUUCUCUAUGAGAAGAUCGCCAGCAGAACCUUCAAAAUGAUGGGACUGAGCAGAAACCACUACAAGAAACACUAGAUAUCUAUAUGGACUUUAACUUUAUGAAAGCACCGACAGUCUGUCACAGCUCCCAGACUCUGUGUGUGUGAUGGGGAGUUCCUCUCUGAUCGGACGUUUUUGAAUGACAUGAAGAAGUUAAGAGAUUAAAAAUAACUUGAGAUUUUAAAGAUGCACCUCCUGUCUUUUUGUCAAAUUCGGUUGACCUAGAAAAUAUGAACUUAAAUCGUAGCAUACAGAAUUGAAAAGAGGGGAAACAGAACCCUAACUUGAUUCAAGGUAUGAGAAUUAAGUAUUUGUUGUUGCAGACAAGAUGUUAAAUUGAAUAAGUUUCGCAGAUCAUGCAGGUAAGUCAAAAUAAGUUAACAUUAACAGUCAUUUCACACCGGACACAAAUAGAAAGUCCUUUUUGUCUGGCCUUGAAUAAGAAACAAGGAAGUCAGACAAACAGGUUUUUUUGGAUCGUUAUUACGUUGUCCCAUUACAUGUCAUCAGUUUCUCGCUUAGCCUGUUUUUGUGCAUGCAGGACAAGUGUUUCAAAAGAGACAUCUUACAGGUGGUUUGAAUUGCCUUUAUAAAAGAUACAUGAUACUCAAUAUGACACUAAUAUUUGAGGAUGUAGUAAUUGAUAAUUCAUGCAAUAUGGAUGUAACGAUACCAAAAACUCACGGUACGAUAAUAUCGCAAUAAAA